UUCUGUUGAGAAUUGUUGAGAAGAAGAGAAAAUUGUGUUGGAAAUUAAUUCUCUCUCUUCUGUGGGUUAAAAGAAUGUUUCUACGAGGUUUUACACUAAUUUGGGUUCUCACAGUUUUAUUGGCACUUUUUGUGUUAAAAAUUCAAUCUGCUGACAAAAAAAUAAUUGUACAUUAUGGAAAUAGAACGUUUGAUAUAACUUCUUUUGUUCCACAUCAUCCUGGAGGUCCAUUAGUAUUAAAACACGCAAAUGGUAAAGACGUAACUGAAUUUUUGGCCGGUAAAAAAGGGAUAGUAUUAACAGAAGAAGGCGGCAGAAAAGUACAACAUCAUCACGGUUCUGGAGCCUUUAAUGUUUUAAAUUCUUUGGAAAUUAAGGUAAAAAUAAAUAUAAAAUUAUUUAAAUUUAAAUAUAUAUUUAAAAAUAAUAAUUUUUUGAAAUUUAAAUCAAAAUUAAUUUUUAAUCUUUUUUAA
Molecule: messenger RNA, 473 nt
Organism: Meloidogyne enterolobii
Lineage: Eukaryota; Metazoa; Nematoda; Chromadorea; Rhabditida; Meloidogynidae
Source: the annotation of a GenBank genome assembly